AAAGAUGGAAGUGUAUGACGAUGGUUUUUCUGACACUUCCCUGAUAAGGCGAAGUGACCAUUUUGACAAAAGGUUAUCGAAGUAUUCUCCCAUGAGAUUAGAUUUUAAAAAUUUGGAAUAUGUUGUCAAUGAUUUUCGAUCUCCUACAGGUAAGAAAGAGAUUCUUAAAAAAAUUAAUGGAAGCUUCAGAUCAAAACACUUAACAGCUAUACUAGGAGGAAGUGGAUCCGGGAAGACAACCUUACUAAACAUUUUAGCUGGAUUAUUGUAAGUAUCCCGUAAGUUUUACAGGAUUGUCUAUUAUUAAAUAGAAUUUUACCAUAGGAUUUAAAUUACUAACCAAUCAGC
Agrilus planipennis (emerald ash borer) is the source of this 348-nucleotide messenger RNA. Its product is annotated as putative hemin import ATP-binding protein HrtA. NCBI's taxonomy places the organism in Eukaryota, Metazoa, Arthropoda, Insecta, Coleoptera, Buprestidae. Gene Ontology annotation, molecular function: ATP binding; ATP hydrolysis activity. Bases 5 to 271 code for a protein of 88 amino acids. The transcript has 2 exons. The record is from RefSeq and is a predicted model, not a curated record.